Messenger RNA from Hippopotamus amphibius kiboko, 3425 nucleotides. It is a transcript of the gene GGCX, whose product is annotated as gamma-glutamyl carboxylase. Lineage: Eukaryota; Metazoa; Chordata; Mammalia; Artiodactyla; Hippopotamidae. Gene Ontology annotation, biological process: peptidyl-glutamic acid carboxylation. The record is from RefSeq and is a predicted model, not a curated record. Gene Ontology annotation, molecular function: vitamin binding; gamma-glutamyl carboxylase activity. The transcript has 15 exons. Bases 134 to 2416 code for a protein of 760 amino acids.
ACGACAGUCCCGGCGCUUUCCGGCCGGCCUGGCGGGUGCUGAUGUGUCGGGGAGGCGGGGCUUAGGGGAGCCUCCCCUCGAGACGCCCCCUAGUUGGACGCUGUAGCCGGGGCGGUCUCACGUCCCCGAGGCCAUGGCGGUGUCUGCUCGGUCCGCGCGGUCCCCGCCCGACUCAGAUAAAGUACAGAAAGACAAGGCUGGACAGACCUCAGGGCGCCGUCAGGGCAGCCGAAUGAGGAAACUCUUGGGUUUUGAGUGGACAGAUGUGUCCAGCUGGGGGAGGCUGGUGACCCUGCUGAACAGACCAGCGGAUCCUGCAAGCCUGGCGGUCUUCCGUUUUCUCUUUGGGCUGAUGAUGCUGCUGGACAUUCCCCAGGAGCGGGGGCUCAGCUCCCUGGACCGAAGAUACCUGGACGGGCUGGAGGUGUGCCGCUUCCCCUUGCUGGACGGCCUGCAGCCACUGCCACUGGACUGGAUGUAUCUGGUCUACACCAUCAUGUUUCUGGGGGCACUGGGCAUGAUGCUGGGCCUGUGCUACCGGAUGAGCUGUGUGUUAUUCCUGCUGCCAUACUGGUAUGUGUUUCUCCUGGACAAGACGUCGUGGAACAACCACUCCUAUCUCUAUGGUUUAUUGGCCUUUCAGCUGACGUUCAUGGAUGCAAACCACUACUGGUCUGUGGACGGCCUGCUGAACACCCGGAAGCGCAACGCCCAUGUGCCCCUGUGGAACUAUGCUGUGCUGCGAGGCCAGAUCUUCAUUGUGUACUUCAUUGCGGGUGUGAAAAAGCUGGACGCAGACUGGAUGGAGGGCUACUCCAUGGAAUACCUGUCCCGGCACUGGCUUUUCAGUCCCUUCAAGCUCUUACUGUCCGAGGAGAUGACUAGUCUGCUGGUGGUGCACUGGUGCGGACUGCUGCUCGACCUCUCAGCCGGUUUCCUGCUCUUCUUUGACGCCUCAAGAUCCAUCGCCUUCCUCUUCGUGUCCUACUUCCACUGCAUGAAUUCCCAGCUCUUCAGCAUUGGUAUGUUCCCCUACGUCAUGCUGGCCAGCAGCCCUCUCUUCUGCUCUCCCGAGUGGCCUCGGAGGCUGGUGGCUCACUGCCCGAAACGGCUGCAAGAACUGCUACCUCUCAGGACUGCCCCUCAGCCCAGUGCCUCCUGCGUGUAUAAGAGGAGCCGGGCCAGAGGUGGCCAGAAGCCAGGGCUACGCCAUCAGCUGGGCGCUGCCUUCACCCUGCUCUACCUCCUGGAGCAGCUCUUCCUGCCCUAUUCCCAUUUCCUCACCCAGGGCUAUAACAACUGGACAAACGGGCUGUACGGCUAUUCCUGGGACAUGAUGGUGCACUCCCGCUCCCACCAGCACGUGAAGAUCACCUACCGUGAUGGCCGCACCGGCGAGCUGGGCUACCUUAACCCUGGGGUGUUCACACAGAGCCGGCGCUGGAAGGAUCACGCGGACAUGUUGAAGCAAUAUGCCACUUGCCUGAGCCGCCUGCUUCCCAAGUACAAUGUCACUGAGCCCCAGAUCUACUUUGAUAUUUGGGUCUCCAUCAAUGACCGCUUCCAGCAGAGGAUCUUUGACCCUCGUGUGGACAUCGUGCAGGCUGCCUGGUCCCCCUUCCGGCGUACACCUUGGGUGCAGCCGCUGCUGAUGGACCUGUCUCCCUGGAGAACCAAAUUACAGGAAAUCAAGAGCAGCCUGGACAACCACACCGAAGUGGUCUUCAUCGCAGAUUUCCCUGGCCUGCACCUGGAGAACUUCGUGAGCGAGGACUUGGGCAACACUAGUAUCCAGCUGCUGCAGGGGGAGGUGACCGUGGAGCUGGUGGCAGAACAGAAGAACCAGACUCUUAAGGAGGGAGAAAAAAUGCAGUUGCCUGCUGGUGAGUACCAUAAGGUGUAUACGAUGUCACCCAGUCCUUCCUGCUAUAUGUACAUCUAUGUCAACACUACAGAGGUUGCACUGGAGCAAGACCUGGCGUAUCUGCAAGAAUUGAAGGAGAAGGUGGAGAAUGGAAGUGAAACAGGGCCUCUGCCUCCAGAGCUGCAGCCUCUGCUGGAAGGGGAAGUCAGAGGGGGCCCUGAGCCAACACCGCUGGUUCAGACCUUUCUUAGACGCCAGCAGAGGCUCCAGGAGAUUGAACGCCGACGAAAUGCCCUUUUCCAUGAGCGACUCCUACGCUUCUUGCUGCGAAAGCUCUAUAUCUUUCGCCGCAGCUUUUUGAUGACCUGUAUCUCACUUAGAAAUCUGGUAUUAGGCCGCCCUUCCCUGGAGCAGCUGGCCCAAGAGGUGACUUACGCAAACUUGCGACCCUUUGAGCCAGUUGGAGAGCCGAGUCCUGCAAACACAGAUUCUAACCCUUCACAUCCUGGUCUUUCGGAGCCAGAUUCUGACCCUGUCCACUCAGAGCUCUGAGGGAGGCCAGGUGUUGGGUACGGAUGUGGGAGCAGCAGUCCCAGGACCAUGACCUAUGCAGUGGACAUUUGAACAAAUUACUUCAGAUUUUUUUUACCCUUUUCUUCCUUAUCCAUAGCUCUAAUAAAUUCGAAGAUGAUAGAUUAGAGGAACCAAGGAAAUACAGCAAGGAUAAGAUUUAUCAAUCCAAGGGUGAGGGGCUUGGGGAGGGGGGUUAAAAAACAAUGUGCAAAUGUCUUUCUAGGAUAACAAGGUGAGAACCAGGUUUAAGGUGAGCAGCUCCUUGGUGAAAGAGAUGUUAUGUUCUAUGAUGAACAGAACCGCUGGCUGCUGUCAGGUGUUCGCCAUGUGGUGGGCACUGUGUGAAGCACCGGCCAGCACUACUACACUUAGUCCUUAGCAGCCAUAAGCCCUGUUUUACGGUUGGGGAAACUGAGGCCGAGAGGUACUAUAAUUUGCUCAGAGACAUAUACCUAAUAAGGAUGGACCAAUGGUUUGAACCUCAAGUCUGACUUAAGGUCCUGCACUCUGCUUCUUGUAAUUUUCAGAAUCACUAACAAUAAUUCUGAAAUAACGUAGUUUAAAACUUGUCUACUUAUGAAGUACGAUUAGGAUAGUGAUCAGGUUUUAAAUGCACAGAGUAAUUUUCUCUUCACUGCUAUUUUGGUUCCUUCUUUUUUCCUAUAGUUAUACAGCCAGUACGUUUUUCACUAGCAGUUACGAGCAUAGUUCGAAUAGCACAAAGUUAAACUAAUAAUGAAAUGUAGAUGAUUAGUAGUGGUAUUUACCUAAAAGUAAGCUUAGUAAUUAGCAUUAUUCUAGCCUUUAAUGAGCAGGAGGUGAUGUAAAGUAAGAUUUAAGCAAACUUAGUGAGAGAUUCGGGAAUGUUUACAGUCCCUUUGUAGACUUUGGAUGUGGAAGGUUUGGAUGUAAUUCAGGCAGAUCCUCAAUUCUGUGAAAAUUCAAAGGCCUGGCACUGGGCUAGGAAGCGAGUGUUCAUCGAGUAAUU